GACAAGUAUUAAAUCAAUCCUAAGCCUUACCUGGUUACCUGCGGCACGAGCGGAUAAUUGACUCUUUCCACCCUUAUGUUUGUCAGCCUCUUUAGCGGCUCUAGCUCUAAUGUAUAGGAGGUGAGUUAUCAGACUAUUCCAUCGGGGCCAUGGCCAUUAUGAUUAUUUCAUUACCUAGCUGCUUCCUUUUGAUGUCCUCUAGUCAUACUUUACUCUUGUAAAUGACAAUAGUCAAGCCCGAUAGCACAAGGUGCAAGUGUGGUUAUUGGAUAAUUAGGAGGGGUGGGGGGGGAGAAGAAAUGGAGGAAUGAAGAUGGACAAUGCACUUGGAAAAAAAAAAUAUGACCUGACUGCAGCCACCGCACACACUGGCCCACUCGAGGUCAGUCACAGAGGCAGAAGGAGAAAAAAAACUCGAGUUCGUCUGUCUCUUCCAACCAACUGCAUUCAGCUUACGAGAAUGUCCUUCGGCCACUCUCUACAUUUGGAAAUUCCAUUUCCUACCCCGCGGUUAGCAAGCAUUGCUCAGAAAACUUUGUCCGUCGACAAAGAACUAAAGGUAGAUCAAGUCAAACGCAUCUUGACGGCGAACGGUGAUAAGCUCAUAGUGGACUUUGAAUGUACAUCUGUAAAAAUGCUUCGCGUCUCUGCAACCUCCUUCUUCGAAAUGCUAACGAUGGUCACUAGCACCAUGGAGCAAUUUGAUGUAGAUGAAUAAACUGAUAGAAAAAAAAAGAAAAGAAAAUUUGGGUUGCACUACAUCAGAGGUAAAUGUGGUGGUGCUAACGAAAGAUGGAGACAUGUUGCCGGCAUAUGGUUAAACAAGCUAUUGAUGAGCUGGCAAGUAUCUAGUUUUUGCUGGAUCAAAGUGAAAUGGAUUUAGUACAUUCUAGAGCUAUGCGUGACGGAAGUGAACGGCAGGGUGUUGAUCUGAAUGAAAUAGCGUCAGUAUUCUAGUGCCGUCCCCUUUCU
Molecule: messenger RNA, 972 nt
Organism: Umbelopsis ramanniana AG
Lineage: Eukaryota; Fungi; Mucoromycota; Umbelopsidomycetes; Umbelopsidales; Umbelopsidaceae
Exons: 3
Coding region: 308-718 (136 amino acids)
Cellular component (GO): EKC/KEOPS complex
Source: RefSeq, a predicted model, not a curated record